This is a messenger RNA of Lolium rigidum, 751 nucleotides long. Its product is annotated as SNF1-related protein kinase regulatory subunit beta-3. The record is from RefSeq and is a predicted model, not a curated record. NCBI's taxonomy places the organism in Eukaryota, Viridiplantae, Streptophyta, Magnoliopsida, Poales, Poaceae. Gene Ontology annotation, molecular function: protein binding. The coding region runs from base 202 to 537 and encodes 111 amino acids. The transcript has 5 exons.
UCCCGAGGCGAGCGACUCCAGACGCGCGUCCCUCCUCUUCUCCCUGGCCAGACCAACGCGACGGUCGGCGGCGGCGGCGGCGGCGCCCAGAUUUCUUGGAGAAGAACUAGCAGCUGAGGCUAAUUGGAGGGUUCUUGCAAUCGGCUGAGAUUCUUCGAACCCUGGUGCUCCGGUGAGACAGUGCAACAGUCUUGCUGCAAUAUGGACCGACAAGUCAGGGAUGACCAUGAAGGGGUGAAUGUUGUUGGGUUUGAAGUCCCAGCAUCACCAGAUUCAAGCUACAGUAACCCUAUUCCUGGAAAUGAAGAUGAAGCUCGGGAACCCCCAUUGGUUCCUCCUCAUUUGCAGCACACAUUACUGAGCUUCCCGCCGAGCCACGACGACUCCAGCAGCCUCCCUCUGCCCCAACCCGUGGUACUCAACCACCUCUACAUAGAAAAGGAGAACUCGAGGUCUGUCGUUGCCCUGGGGAUCACGCACCGGUUUAAGGCGAAGUUUGUCACGGUCGUGCUUUACAAGCCAGUACAGAGGCGGUAGGGUGGUGAACAUUUGUGUACACCGUGUUCUCCUCCUCCCAUUGGAUUGUGGCGACCUGCCAAACGGAUAGAACCCCACUGUUGUAGUCCUGCAGAAACAGAAAGAAAGAGAUACCUCGACUGUCCAUCAUUCUCAAAUGAUUUGGUCAUGUACUUAAUUGACUGCUGCUGGUCGUGAUGAUGAUGAUGAUGGUCUAGUGGAAUGAUGUUUGUCA